Messenger RNA from Maudiozyma barnettii, 597 nucleotides. It is a transcript of the gene MCM16, whose product is annotated as Mcm16p. The transcript has a single exon. Lineage: Eukaryota; Fungi; Ascomycota; Saccharomycetes; Saccharomycetales; Saccharomycetaceae. The coding region runs from base 1 to 597 and encodes 198 amino acids. The record is from RefSeq and is a predicted model, not a curated record.
AUGUCUAUUGAUGAGUCGAAAUUAAGGGAGAUACGGGAAUUGGAAAGAAGGCAUGUUGAAGUGUAUUAUCAAUUGCUUCAAACAUUAGACGAACUAUAUCUACUGAAACAAACGAAGCAUGACAUAAAAUUUAAUGAUAGAGAAGUAGCUCUUCUGGAGCUUAGAAACCAGGCUCGUUUCUCAAUGGAUAAAUCAGUUGCGUUGUUCAAGACCAAUGAACGAUUGAACAAAAUGAUAGCAAACAAACAAGAUUUGAACGAUGUACAGAGUGGUGAAGAUAGAUUUGCUAUAAACUUGAAGAAAGAACUAGACAGAAGCACAGCGAUUGAUGCCAAUGUAGAGAAUAUUCUAGAAGAAAAUAGGAAUCUGGUAUCUACUUUACAAGAUGAAACUGCUAUUUACAAUGACCUGACGAAAAAAUUACAACAAUAUCGUCCUGGGAGUACCAACCAAACAACCAAUACAGCGACAAAAUUGGCAGCUUCUCGAAAUAUCACACUUGAUGGCGACACAAAAGUAAGCAAUGAAAAUGAGGUUUUACAACAGUUGCUAAUAGCGUUAAAAGUGCACACGAAAAGUGGCGUUAACCAAUGGUAG